AUGUCUUACCAAAAGCCAGAGAAGGAGUUCGGCGAGGGCCCAAAGCAACACAAGAUCAGAAUUACCCUGACCAGCCGAAAGGUCCAAUCCCUCGAGAAGGUCUGCCAGGAGCUCAUUGAGCGCGCAAAGUCCAAGGACCUCCGCGUCAAGGGCCCUGUCCGCCUCCCAACCAAGACCCUCAAGAUCACCACCCGAAAGACCCCUUGCGGUGAAGGAUCAAAGACCUGGGAUACUUUUGAGAUGAGAAUCCACAAGCGAUUGAUUGAUCUCAACGCCCCAACAGAGGUUGUCAAGCAGAUCAUCAUCAACAUCGAGGCUGGUGUUGAGGUUGAAGUCACGAUUGCUGCUUAA
Venustampulla echinocandica is the source of this 351-nucleotide messenger RNA. RefSeq lists its product as uncharacterized. Gene Ontology annotation, cellular component: cytosolic small ribosomal subunit; ribosome. Bases 1 to 351 code for a protein of 116 amino acids. The transcript has 3 exons. Gene Ontology annotation, molecular function: RNA binding; structural constituent of ribosome. The record is from RefSeq and is a predicted model, not a curated record. Gene Ontology annotation, biological process: translation. Lineage: Eukaryota; Fungi; Ascomycota; Leotiomycetes; Helotiales; Pleuroascaceae.